AUGAGGCUGAACCCCAGCCCGAGCCUAAAGCUGAACCUGAGCCUGAGUCUGAGUCUGAGUCUGAGCCUGAGCCUAAUUUUCGAGUUGGGCAAGGAUGCGUUGGUCCCCAUGGAGAAUGGUCAACUCUUCCUCGGUACACUUAUCGAGUUCAGAGCCAACGAAUGCUUAGUGCGGUUCGACGACGGUACGCGUAAGUGGGCGCCGUUCUCCGAGAUGGUCCUGAUGGGAGGUGAAAUAAAUGACGACGAGCAAGAUCCGCAAUCGAUGGAAGAGACAGCCGAACAACCAACGCCACCCGUAGCCGCUACCAUCAACGAUGCGCGUGACAUGAAGAAUGUAUUCAACACACUGACGAGCGCUGAUCAGCUGCCCUACAAACUGGACACGUUAAAGUGGAACGAAACACAUCAGGUGAACACCCAGGGUGUCUACUGCUACUGUGGCACUGACGGCAAUUGGGCCAAGGAGAUGAUCCAGUGUUGCCGCUGUUAUCAGUGGUUUCAUGAGCGCUGCAUCCGUAGCCUGCAGUAUCCAAUCUUCCUCGGGGACACGUUCUAUCUGUUCGUCUGCUCCAUCUGCAAUCAUGGACACGAGUUUGUGCGCCGUCGCGAGCUCACCUGGACCAACCUAGCAUACCUGGCGCUCUUCAAUCUGCUCAUGCGCAACGGACCGCGCCUGUUCGAUCUUGACACGGCUAUCGUGCGUUUCAUCGAGGACAACGUACACACGCUGCAGCUGCCGCAGAAGAUGCUGAUUAAUUCUCGUAACGUUUCAAAUUAUCAACUGCUUCAAGCGAUGAAAAGUGACAACCGUUUUGUCAACGGGCGUGAGCUUCAACUCUCCGAUCAACUCUGGACUUUGCGGGAAAGUGAGCCACCAGCUCCCGUACCCGUAAAGUUGCCCGUUGGCCAACACGUGACAGUAACGGAGAAUCUGCUACGGAAAAAAAAGUUUCACUUUAUGCAGCGUGUGUAUGUCGAGCGUAGUUUCGUGACAGAUGCGGCUUGCCGCGAACGAAUGCUCGGUCUGAAGUUUGCCUGCGAGCCGGAAUCUGUCGUCGAUCCCCGCGCAAAUAAACCUCGAUCGCACGAACCCAACAUGUCGGCAUCGAUCAAACCCCAAUCAACCCGUAAGCCAACGCUGAAGCGUCGCCGAGCCACCAACGAUUCAGAAGAACCGGUUGCAUCCGGUUCCUCUUCGAUGCCCGCGGAUUUGGAUGAGCGCAGGAUAAGCCCGGUGCCAGUGGCGCCGGUAAAAGAAAAAACGCCGACAUGGAGAAGCGAACUGGAUAAGCUAAUCCCGCCGCCGGUCAAUUUUGACGGCCCUAACAAUCCUUUCUACGACGAGGUGUUUAUGGAAGACGUUGUCCAUGCAACGCCAAUCCGGGAAGCGCGUAAAAAGAGAUUGCUCGCCCAGCGUGAUUUGGCGGCGAUUCGCGAGGAACCGGUACGUAUUGUGAAUGUGAAACAAGAAGAACAGGAGUAG
Molecule: messenger RNA, 1485 nt
Organism: Anopheles nili
Lineage: Eukaryota; Metazoa; Arthropoda; Insecta; Diptera; Culicidae
Gene: Pcl
Product: polycomb protein Pcl
Exons: 5
Coding region: 1-1485 (494 amino acids)
Source: RefSeq, a predicted model, not a curated record